CCGAUAAGUUAUCGAGUAAAAUCCGCCGCUUGAUUUGUUGUGGUCCGAUCCUCCUCCAAUUUUUUUUGACCAUUGUUUUUCAUUUACCCAUCAGCUGAGGAGCUUGCUAUACUGCAGACGAUGAGUGGUUAGCCGGUUACACACAGAUUCCAGCUGCAGAAUGCUCCUGCGGCUGCCCAUUUUGGCGGCGCGCUUUUUGCAUAACGGAAGACUGCGCCUUCUGUUCGGCAUCCUCAUCCUGAUACUCAUUGGCGGGCUAUGCUACGUCUACACCUGGGAAAAUGAAUAUUAUCCGUGCUUCAUGGAAGGCAAAGGAAUGGCGACUCAGCAGGCCACAGUCGAGGAUGCGGAUUCGAGUAUCCUAGAGGACGUUCUGCAGGCGGAACCGAAGCCGACGCCCGGAAGGAGCAUCUUCUUUCACGAGACUAGCUGCAACCUUUCCGCGAAUAAGCGGCUUGAGAAGCUCAAGGUCACCGCCCGGCAGGCCUGCGCAAUUGAGUCCGCGGCGUUGCAUAAUCCGAAUUUCCAAGUGUUCGUCCUGUUCGCCGGCCCCACCUAUCGAAUCUCCGCUGGCGUACACAACAACAGCCAUCCCCAAACCUUGGUGGAGGCCAUUCUCAGCUACAGCAAUGUGCAUCUGCGACGACUGAAUCUCGAGAGCUACGCUGCUGGCACGCCAAUGGAGGAGUGGCUCAAAGACGGCCGCUUGUCACGCUCAAAGUAUUUGUUCUCACACAUUUCGGAUUUCCUGCGCUAUCUCACCCUCUAUCGCUACGGCGGACUUUAUCUUGACAUGGAUGUGGUUGUGCUGCGUAACAUGGAGAAGGUGCCGCCCAAUUACACGGGUGCUGAGUCCAACACCCACUUGGCCGCUGGCGUUAUGAGCCUGGCAGCCACUGGAUUUGGGCAUGAGAUUGCCGCGUCGUGUCUGCGCGACUUCCAGCACAACUUUGACGGCCGAGACUGGGGUAACAAUGGACCAGGGGUGAUAACUCGUGUGGCCCAGAAGAUAUGUAGCACCAAGGACAUUGCCCUGAUGCAAGAGGAUCCGAAACGCUGUAUGGGAUUCAAGGUAUUCGGGCGGGGAGCCUUUUACGCAGUGCCAUGGAAAAAGUGGCGCGACUUCUUUGAGCCGGAAAAGUUAGAGGAGACUAUGGCACGGUGCAAGGAUUCGUAUGUGGUGCAUGUGUGGAACAAGCACUCCAGCGCGCUGCCAAUCAAACAAGGCUCUAAAAGCGCCUACGCCAAAUAUGCCGAGCAAAACUGCCCGCGGUCUUAUAAAGCUGCGGGCGAAUAUUUCUAGUAUUAAUCUUGUCAAGGGUUAUCAAAUUUAUGUGUAUUUUGUACAUGAAUGUCCACCGCUGCAAACCAAAGAGUAGUACCCCAUGAAAGGGCACCUUUAUUAGGUGGCAUUGAUUUCUGUUUGCUUAUUAGCAGUCCGCAUUCCAAGCGAUAACAGCUUACUCUGACGCACACAUCCUCAAACAAGCUCAAGUUGAACAAAAAAUGCGGAAGCACACACUUCGCUUAUUUUUGCAUUUCGUCCGAUUGCACAAUAUAUAUAUUUCUUAGAAAAACUGAUUUGCAAUCUCAUCACAAAAAAAAA
Drosophila suzukii is the source of this 1606-nucleotide messenger RNA. It is a transcript of the gene alpha4GT1, whose product is annotated as alpha1,4-galactosyltransferase 1. Gene Ontology annotation, biological process: glycosphingolipid biosynthetic process. NCBI's taxonomy places the organism in Eukaryota, Metazoa, Arthropoda, Insecta, Diptera, Drosophilidae. Gene Ontology annotation, molecular function: alpha-1,4-N-acetylgalactosaminyltransferase activity. The record is from RefSeq and is a predicted model, not a curated record.